Messenger RNA from Zonotrichia leucophrys gambelii, 1541 nucleotides. It is a transcript of the gene BCKDK, whose product is annotated as branched chain keto acid dehydrogenase kinase. Gene Ontology annotation, cellular component: mitochondrion. NCBI's taxonomy places the organism in Eukaryota, Metazoa, Chordata, Aves, Passeriformes, Passerellidae. Gene Ontology annotation, molecular function: pyruvate dehydrogenase (acetyl-transferring) kinase activity. Gene Ontology annotation, biological process: regulation of glucose metabolic process; protein phosphorylation. The coding region runs from base 30 to 1493 and encodes 487 amino acids. The transcript is spliced from 12 exons. The record is from RefSeq and is a predicted model, not a curated record.
GUGUCGGGGAGGCCCCGGGGCCGCUGGAGAUGCUGGGGCGCGUUUUGGGGGGGGGUCUGCGGGGGUCUGGGGGCGGGGCCUCCCUCGUGCCCCCCCGCGUGCCCCCCCGCGUGCCCCCCGCCCGCGGCGCCUCCGACCAAACCCCCCCGGACCUGGCCCGGGAGCGCUGCAAGGCCGUCACCUCCUUCUACCACCAGCCCGCCAUUGACGCUGCGGCCGACAGGCCCUCGGUGCGUUUGACCCCCACCACGAUGCUCUACUCGGGGCGCUCGCAGGACGGCAGCCACAUCCUGAAAAGCGCCCGGUACCUGCAGCAGGAGCUGCCCGUGCGCAUCGCCCAUCGCAUCCAGGGCUUCCGGAACCUUCCCUUCAUCAUCGGCUGCAACCCCACCAUCCUGCACGUGCACGAGCUGUACAUCCGGGCCUUCCAGAAACUGAGCGACUUCCCCCCGAUCCAGUCCCACAGUGACGAGUCCCAGUACUGCGCGUUGCUGCGGCAGCUGCUGGAGGAUCACAAGGACGUGGUGACGCUGCUGGCGGAGGGGCUGAGGGAGUGCCGGAGACACAUACAGGACGAGCGGCUGCUGCGGCCGUUCCUGGACAAGACGCUGACGUCGCGCCUGGGCAUGCGGAUGCUGGCGGCGCAUCACCUGGCGCUGCACGAGGACAAGCCGGAUUUCGUCGGCAUCAUCUGCACCCGCCUGAGCCCCAAGAAACUGAUCGAGAAAUGGGUGGACUUUGCCAGACGUUUAUGUGAGCACCAAUACGGGAACGCGCCCCGGGUGCGCAUCAACGGCCACGUGGCCGCGCGGUUCCCGUUCAUCCCCCUGCCCCUGGACUACGUCCUGCCCGAGCUGCUCAAGAACGCCAUGAGGGCCACCAUGGAGUCGCACCUGGACACCCCGUACAACGUCCCCGACAUCGUGGUGACCAUCGCCAACAACGACAUCGACCUCGUUAUCAGGAUCUCGGACCGGGGCGGUGGCAUCCCGCACGAUCUCCUGGACAAGGUCACCGAGUACCAUUGCACACACCCAGUGUCCCCAAUGUCCCCAAUGUCCCCAAUGUCCCCAAAUGUCCCCUCUCAGGAUCUCGGACCGCGGUGGUGGCAUUCCGCACGAUCUCCUGGACAAGGUCACCGAGUACCAUUUCAGCACGGCCGAGUUGAGCGCGCAGGACCCGCGCCUGGGGGGGCCCCUGCGGCCCCUGAUGGACGCCAGCGGCCAGGCCGGGCCCAUGCACGGGUUCGGGUUCGGGCUGCCGACGUCGCGCGCCUACGCCGAGUACCUGGGCGGCUCCCUGGUGCUGCAGUCGCUGCAGGGCGUCGGCACCGACGUCUACCUGAGGCUGCGGCACAUCGACGGCAAGGCCGAGAGCUUCCGCAUCUAGGGGGGCUUCAGGUGGGACCCCGGGGCCGGGGAACCUCGGAGAACCCACCAAAGUUGGACUUUUGGGGGGAGGAACCCCGAAAAUUGGGGGUUUGUGGUCAUUAAAAUCAUGGAGAACCUUCCAAAGUUAUGGAGAACCUUCCAAAGUUGGGG